Messenger RNA from Cotesia congregata, 450 nucleotides. The record is from the annotation of a GenBank genome assembly. NCBI's taxonomy places the organism in Eukaryota, Metazoa, Arthropoda, Insecta, Hymenoptera, Braconidae.
AUGUCCGGUGAAUAUGAUUAUCAAAUGUGGAUUUACCAAUGUCAAAAAAUUAAUCGAGAAGCACAAAUAAAGAGGCUUCGACGUAAUAGGAUGAAAAGAUUUUGGGCUCAUCUGCUGCAUAAAUUACAACGAGAACAUGGAUUUUUUAAAACUGUAUUCCCGACACUUUGUUCAUAUUCUGAAAAAUUCGAAAACUACAUUCGUAUAUGUCUGUCUCUCAUUGGUCCACAGAUAACUAAGAAAAAUGACGUGAGAGAACCAAUUUCAGCUACCGCUCGACUUGUUAUGACUUUACGAUACUUGGCAACAGGUGACUGCAUAACAUCUAUUUCACAUCAAUAUCUUGUUGGCGUAACAACAACUGCAAAUAUUAUUGCUGAAACUUGUCAAAGCCCCGACAAUUCUGGCUCAUUAUUUCAUAAUGACAAAAACCUUCACGUGUUGUACUGA